Messenger RNA from Ilex paraguariensis (yerba mate), 1934 nucleotides. NCBI's taxonomy places the organism in Eukaryota, Viridiplantae, Streptophyta, Magnoliopsida, Aquifoliales, Aquifoliaceae. The record is from the annotation of a GenBank genome assembly.
AUGAACAUUGGAAUUCUUUCAUCCAAACACCGAGAUUCAACCUCAAGCCUUUCGCGUGCUAAUCCUUAUGAGAGCUCUGGAAACAAAAGUCGUCUCGGUAAAUUUUUUGAAAAAAGCGUGGUUGCCAGGAGGGUCUUGCUUUUUAUUGCAAUAUUGGGCAUGUGCAUGAUAAUUGGUGAUGGUAUACUUACUCCUGCAAUAUCAGUAUUGUCUGCAAUGGAUGGCAUUAGAGCACCUUUUCCUUCAGUCAGCAAAGCUUUGGUUGAAGCCCUCUCUGCCAUAGUUCUUUUUGUUCUGUUCUUGGUGCAAAAAUUUGGAACCUCGCGAGUGAGUUUCCUUUUCUCCCCCAUCAUGGGUGCAUGGACUUUCACGACUCCGCUUGUAGGAAUUUAUAGUAUUCUACAUCAUUACCCAAGUAUAUUUAAGGCAAUAUCACCGCAUUACAUCUUCCGCUUCUUCUGGAGAAAUGGAAAAGAAGGCUGGAUGUUGCUUGGAGGAACUGUCCUCUGCAUCACAGGUUCCGAAGCAUUGUUUGCUGAUCUAGGUCAUUUCAACAAGAAUUCAAUUCAGGCAGCAUUCUUUUUCACUAUAUAUCCAUCUCUUGUUCUGACCUAUGCGGGACAAACAGCAUACCUGAUCAGAAACCCUAAUGAUCAUGAUGAUGGGUUUUACAAGUUUAUACCGAAGACAGUUUACUGGCCUAUGUUCGUCAUAGCCACAUUGGCAGCAAUUGUUGCAAGUCAAUCACUGAUUUCAGCCACUUUUUCUGUUAUCAAGCAAUCUGUUGUACUGGAUUAUUUUCCUCGUGUUAAGGUGGUGCACACAUCCUCCAGCAAAGAAGGGGAGGUUUACUCUCCAGAAGUGAACUACAUCCUCAUGAUUCUUUGUGUUGCUGUCAUUCUUAUUUUUGGAGAUGGGAAAGACAUUGGAAAUGCCUUCGGUGUAGUUGUUAGUUUGGUCAUGCUCAUCACGACCAUAUUGCUGACAUUAGUCAUGAUCAUUAUCUGGAGAACUUCACCAAUUCUCGUUGCCCUUUAUUUUGUUGUUUUCUUUGUGAUGGAAGGAGUCUAUGUCAGUGCGGUUUUCACCAAAAUUCCAGAAGGUGGAUGGAUUCCAUUUGCCAUUUCUUUUAUCCUUGCUUUCAUUAUGUUUGGCUGGUACUAUGGGAGGCAGAGAAAGGUAGAGUAUGAAUUAACCCAUAAGAUAGAUUUACAGAGACUUGCAUUGCUGCUCUCUGAUCCAGGUGUUCAGAGAGUUCAUGGGCUUUGCAUCUUCUAUACCAACAUACAAGAUGGGCUUACGCCAAUUCUUGGUCAUUAUAUAAAAAACAUGAGAUCUCUUCACAAGGUUACUAUUUUCAUGACACUUCGAUACUUGUUGGUUCCUAAAGUUGCCUCGCAUGAGAGGAUUGUGGUCCACAAACUUGGCCUUAAAGGCUUAUACGGGUGUGUGGUUCAGUACGGCUAUGCAGAUUCUGUAAGUCUUGAAGGGGAUGACUUUGUUAGUCAAGUUACUGACAGCUUGCGAGCUCAUUUAGAUGAUGAAGAAGAAAUUUCGGAUUUGGGUGAGGCAAAGCUCGCUGGUGUGGUUCACAUUCGAGGGAAAACAAGGUUUUACAUAGGCAAGAAUUGUAGCUGGGUUGACAAAAUCAUGCUGGCAUUUUAUGAAGUUAUGCACAGUCAUUGUAGGUCUGCACUGCCUGAUUUGGGAGUGCCUUUGCCUCAGCUUAUUGAGGUUGGAAUGCUGUAUGAGGCUUGAAAACUAUGGUAUAUUUUGAAUUUUCAUCUUUUCUCUUCUGUGAAACUGGUGCUCGAGGGAGAAAAGAUCAGGUUUGGUCUCCUAUUCUGCUGGACUACUGCGGAGUCUAUGUUGAUGUCAUCUUAAGAAAAGCCAAUGCAUUUAUGCCUUUUAACGCAGGUGAUCAAGAGUACGAG